Linum trigynum is the source of this 1495-nucleotide messenger RNA. Lineage: Eukaryota; Viridiplantae; Streptophyta; Magnoliopsida; Malpighiales; Linaceae. The record is from the annotation of a GenBank genome assembly.
CUCAUCUCCUUCCUCCCUCCCUCUUCCAUACACCCAUUGGAAGAAGAAGGUACCAACGAAGGAAGGAAAAGAUCGCCAUUAAUCCUCCAGCAAUGAACUCCACGCUCGCCACUUCCUUCCUCCAUCUCAAAGUACCUUCUUCUUCUUCUUCCUCCGCCCUCUCCUCCUUCAAUUCAACAUCCCAACUCCCCCCUCUUCUCAAUUCCACCAGGCUCGCCCACCCACAACCUUCUUCCAUUCCCACCAUUACAGCAUGUCUACCAAACCCACACCCACCCUUAAUCAUCCAGCGCCUCAAAACCCUCGCCAAAGCCGCCGUCUUGAUCGCCGCCUCUGCUUCCGCCGCCGCCCAUUUCUCCGUUCUCCACCCGGCCAAAGCCGAACCCCCUGCAGCAGCCGCAGCUACUCUGGCUGAAGAAACCCCGGCCACCAUCGAAGAGGAAGAGCAACUUGAUCCACAGAAGGAUGAGGACUCUUCUUCCUCGUCUUCUUCCUCGUUCGCCUCUCCUUUGUCCGAGUUUCUCGUGGGCAACACCGAAGCCGUCGAGUCUCUGAAGUCCCUGCUGCAGCAGAAGCUCGAGGGCCGGGAAGACGAGGAGGCGCUCAAGAUCCUGACCCGUCUCGUCGCCGCCCAGCCCGCGGCGGUGGAGUGGAAGUUCUUGAUGGCGAGGUUGUACAACGAGAUGGGUCAGUCCCAGAAUGCCCGCAAGGUGUUCGAGGAAAUUCUAUCUGUGAACCCUCUGUCGUUCGAGGCUCUUUUCGAGAAUGCGCUGCUCAUGGACAAGAGUGGGGAAGGGGAGGCGGUGAUCGCGAGGCUGGAGAAUGCUCUGCAGAUAGCGGAAGAGGAGAACAAGGUGAAGGAAGCUCGAGACGUGAAGCUGAUAAUGGCGCAGAUACAGUUCCUGCAGAGGAACAUAGAGGAGGCGAUGAGGAUAUACCAGGAGCUGUCGAAGGAGGAUCCCAAGGAUUUCCGGCCGUAUUUCUGCAGGAGAAUGAUUUACAGUCUGCUGGAUAAGAACGAGGAGGCGAAGCAGCAGUUCCUAAAGUAUCGAGAGCUCUCGCCGAAGAAGUUUGAGGUGGAUGGAUACCUGAGGACUCCAUUGUCAAGAAUGAAGGUUUUUGGGCCGAGUGAUGAAAACUGAGCUCCUGUUACAUGGGAGGAGAGGGCGGGAAUAACUACGGAGAGAUGAAACCAGAUUUGGGUAGAGUUCGUUCCUCUUUUGCUGCUUUAUAGUUUAUCCUUGAAAUAUUUUUAUACCUAAUUUUGUGCAACACAUUACAGACUGCAGAUAAUGUGUUUGAAAGUUAUCUCAAUCAGUUGCAGUUUUGAGGCAGCCAUUGAUCGAUUGAUGUAGAAAAUCUCUCUUGAAUUGUAGACUGACCAUGUACCAACUUAACAUAAUGUGGUUGAGACUGCUUAGCAAAUGCUUGUUUUCUCUAUUUUUUUACCUUUCUCGUGGGCGAUCUACAUGUUCAGACACGGGAUUCUAAAUUC